Erigeron canadensis is the source of this 843-nucleotide messenger RNA. RefSeq lists its product as uncharacterized. The transcript is spliced from 4 exons. The coding region runs from base 1 to 843 and encodes 280 amino acids. The record is from RefSeq and is a predicted model, not a curated record. NCBI's taxonomy places the organism in Eukaryota, Viridiplantae, Streptophyta, Magnoliopsida, Asterales, Asteraceae.
AUGGCUUCCUUGGUCGCUAAAGGCCUUGUUACUAAUAUGAUCAGACCUGUUGUCAUGUUUCGUGCUUAUACGGGCGGCGCAUCAUCUCCUUUCUAUAGCAGCCUAUUCCGUCCAGAUGACUACUCUGAUCAUGAGUUUAAUUGCAGAUCCAGUAAGGUCCUUCAUGAUCGAUCGAUGGCUUCCCCAUUUGCUAAUCCCGUUGCUUCUAAUCCCCUCAAGUCCAAAUCUGUCCCCUUGUUUCGUCCUGUAGCAACAGUAUCUUCUCGUUUCUAUAGCACUAAUACCGAAAUCGAUCAAGUGAAUAAUAAUCUGAAGUUAGAAGGCAGAUGCCAGGAGGAUACUUUUUAUCGUGUCCAACAAAUUUACAAGGAAGCGUAUUGUUCUCAACUCUCAGCAACUAGAAAUUUGGCUCGUUUGCUAAACAAGCUGGAUGAACGUUUCCAUGUUCGUCCAGCCUGUGAAUCUCUUAGGUGGGAUGUGAUGGAGGAUGCUAAAGCCCUUUACCUAGUCCGCGACAUGUCUGAUAUUACGGGAAGUGUAGCGACGGAGGAAUAUACUCACUUUGAUAGCUUUACUGGAGCGUCACAUGUCUUUGGUUGUGUGCGUGUAUAUGUCUGGACGGAUCUGAUUCGUAUCGUUGUAGGAAAUGAAGGCCCUAAUCCUGGUGUCACUUAUGGAGGAUUCUUGAUCGGGAUUACGUUACCGGAAAAUGUUUUCAUACAUGAACACAAAGUUAGACAUAUGAAUGUGAAGAAUGACGUAUUGAAGAUAACUAUCCCUAAACAUGAAAAUCAGUGGAUCCAUACGAUCGAAACAAGAGUAAAUUUUAUUCCAUGGAUAUAA